This is a messenger RNA of Poecilia latipinna (sailfin molly), 1632 nucleotides long. RefSeq names its product complement C1q and tumor necrosis factor-related protein 9A-like. Lineage: Eukaryota; Metazoa; Chordata; Actinopteri; Cyprinodontiformes; Poeciliidae. The record is from RefSeq and is a predicted model, not a curated record. The coding region runs from base 1204 to 1617 and encodes 137 amino acids. The transcript has 6 exons.
AGCAUGACGGUUGAAUGCUGACCUUUGGGCACCAAAAACGCUGACCUCUGCUUCCUACUCAUCCAUUUAUUAAUAUCACGACACACUGACUCGAAUACGGUAAUGUGGUGACAAAAAAUGGGAUUUGUUUCAUUGGCAUAUGAAAGGAAAGAGGUAAUGGAGUGAAGAAAAAUGGCCCGAGAAUACAGCCUUGAGGAACCUCACAUGUGAUCUUCUGAGAGUUUACAUUGUUUCCGAUCCACAUUUUAACUCGGAGUCGGAGCAAAUGGAGAUGUCACACAUAAAUAUGACAUCAGUGAGCUAGAAAAAAAAUGACAAAAAUCACUAACUGAGAUCCCGCUUUACAGAUUAUUCAGAUUCAAGCAGGAGGAUGACGUCAUCGGCAUAACAGAUACAUCAACAGGCUGUUAAAAACAGCGUUGGAGGCUCAGGUCAAGAUGAAUAAAAAUAGAGCACUAGAGCUAAAAGAGGACUGUUUGCAACUUGAGUAACUCACCAUGACUAUGUGUGGAGUGCAAACAGACCUGGCUCCUGCCUGCUUUGUGGUGUUUCACAAUUAAAUCAUGAUAACAGAGAGAAAACAAUGACAAUAAUAAAAAAGUUUUCAUGUACUUUUUUCUAGACUUGGUAGUAUUUGUGCAACAUUAACACAUAUGAUAAAGAAAACAAUGUACAUUUUAAAAAAAACAACUAAAUUGUUCGGUUUUAUCGUAAUGCAAAAAAAGUUUUGGCACUUUUUUUUAUGGGAUAAACGCGAGAUCGGUGAACCACUGCUGAUGGCAGAGAGAGCUUCAGCUUUGAUUUCAGACGGUGUGCUUUUGCAUCCUCCGUUAUGGAGGCGCUGACAUGUGCAUUGGUGUGUGUGUGUGUGUAUGUGUGGGUGAGGUCGUGUGUGCGUGUGCGCGCGCGUGUGUUUGAACGUGUGGCCCCUCCUCCGCCCCUCCGCUGCUUUUCGCCGCUGAGCUGAGAGCGCAGCAGCUCGGAGAGCGCAGCAGCCUGUGCACCGCUUUGACUUCGCGCGCGCGCACGCGCGGAACUUGCGGAGGGGGUCUCGGUUUCAGCGGAGGGACUACUUUGUCUCUUCUUAUCCGUGUAGAUGACACAGGAGUAGAGGUUUUGGAGCUGCCGAUGAGCGCGUUUGAGGUGCUUCCUGCUGGUGAAGAGAGGGGGAACUAGUCUGUGGCAGCCAGGCGGAUAACAAAAAUGAAAUUCCUGAUCUGUGUGCUGACUGUCUCCUGUGUGCUGAGAUCUACGCACGGAGGUGGAAAGUCUGAUGAACCGUGUGCAGGCCUGGACUGCAGCAGAGGGUGCAAGUGCUUCCCAGAGAAAGGCAGCAGGGGUCGUCCUGGGCAAAUGGGUGAGAUCGGACGGCCCGGACCGGAUGGGCCACAAGGGGGCAUAGGGCCUCGAGGGCCUAAAGGAGAGAAGGGCCACAUUGGACUUAAAGGACCAUCUGGGGACAAAGGAGACAAAGGACCAAUGGGAGUGCCUGGAUUUCGAGGAACUGAUGGAGUGCCUGUAAGUAAAUCAGAAACAAAUAGUCGAUUUCUUUCAAUGUGGUUUUGGUACGUUGGACUGAAUGUCAUCCCAGUUUACUCUCAGUCCAGUUUGAGCUAGCAGUGAUUUUCUUGG